Molecule: messenger RNA, 474 nt
Organism: Cylindrotheca closterium
Lineage: Eukaryota; Bacillariophyta; Bacillariophyceae; Bacillariales; Bacillariaceae
Source: the annotation of a GenBank genome assembly
AUGAUAUGCAAUCUUUUGGGAUGUUCCAUGGAGCGCUUCGAUACUCCAUGGAAGCCAGAAAAAGUGUUCAAAAAGCUAGAAGAAACUGGAUUCCUUGAACAGUACCUUCUACUGGAGUCUAUUCCCACGGAGUACGGGGACCAGUUCAAAGAGAAGAUCUUGGAGUACCUUUUGUCAUGUACUGCAUUUAUCAGAAAGCGGUUUAAGAAAGGAACACCUUGUGGAGACAUUGUCAGGACUCUUAUGGAAGGAGGCGAUGGACACUCGUCCAUCUGUCAGCAUGCCCUUCCCUACCUUCAAAGCUUGUUUCAGUUGUCAAUGUCGUUUCAGCAACGAAGCAACACCAGUGUAGAGGAAGCCUGUUUUUGUCAAUGGUGCGAAAAGGAGGAUUCUUCUGACAAACUUCUAAAAUGUUCGAUGCAACAAGGAAUGCCAAAAAGCGGACUGGAAGCAGCAGAAGCCGAUGUGUUCUGA